AUGGAAUCGGCAGCUGCGGACUCGCCCUGCCCGGCGAACGAGGAAGUGUCAAAGCGACAGAUGAAAGGGGCGUGGGGAGAGGGAAGGGGGCCGAAAGGCGUCAGCUGCUUCGUGGCGCGAGGACAAUUCCGGGAAGACAGCCUGGCGUCGCGGUACGGCGUGCGCCGGGAGAUCUUCUUCUUGAACCAGGAAGACGGGUAUUUCGGAUGUCAGGUGAACGAGAGCACGGACGUCCUCCAGCUCUUCCAACUCUCGAAAUUAUGCAACGGCGUCCCGGAUUGCUUCAUGGGCUCGGACGAACUCGCGCAGGAACUCAAAUGCACGAGUAACUGUUUGUACACGACGGGACGUCGGUGCGUGAACGGCGCCUGCCUGGACAGUCAGUGUCACUGCAACGAUGGCUUCGGCGGCAAGGGCUGCGAGAUGCCAGACGAGAACGAGUGCAAGUACCGUCCGUGCGACGUGUUCGCCCGAUGCACAAACACGAUGGGGAGCUUCUAUUGCUCCUGCUACCCGGGCUACGAAGGGGACGGAUUCACCUGUCAAGGACGUCUCCCCCAUCACGCGCCGGAGAAUCGAAUUCCCCUUUCGUCGGAGCGCGAUAUCGCUUGCCUCCCGUAUCAGCCUGUCAUUAACCCCGAACGAGCCUCUCUCGUCCCGGAGGAGUCUCCUCGACCACGAUACGAGGGGCAGAUGGUCGGACCCUGCACGCAAUGUCCAGAGGCGCUCUGUUUUCGACGGAACGAGCCGAACGCGACGGUCUACGGUCGAGAAACCCUGUCGGUUGUUGCCAGUCGGUUGUUGCCAGUCGGUUGUUGCCUGUCAGCCGUCACGGUGGCCGUGCCGAGGUCCCCCCGGGAGGACCCCGGGAGGACCCCGGGAGGUCCCCGGCCCGUCGAGGCGGGGGGUGAAGCCGUAGAAGUCUAUGCGGGUCGGCGCCCAUUCGCACAUUGGGAGCAGAUACAGUUCCAGCUCGUCGCAGCGAUAUCGACGAGUGUGCGAUCCCCGAACUUGCUGCGAAAUGUGUGCCAAACGCCGAAUGCUGCAAUCUGCCGGCUCAUUAUAUCUGCAAAUGCCUGCCUGGCUUCAGCGGCCAAGGGGACGUGGAAUGCCUGGUGCGCGGACCUGAACGAAUGCGACAGCCGGGACGCGUGCGGCCCGGGCGCCGUGUGCCAGAACGAGGUCGGCGGCUACCGCUGCGGCUGCCCCGCCGGCUACACCGGCGAGCCGUACCGCGCCGGCUGCACGGACAUCGACGAGUGCCGGGGGAAUCCCUGCGGGCAGGGCGCCGCGUGCGUGAACACCCCCGGAUCCUUCCAGUGCCGAUGUCCCGACGGGUUCCAGGGCAACCCGCAGCUCGGAUGCGCCGACGUGGACGAAUGCGCGAACGAGACGACGCCGGCGUGCGGCCCGGGUGCGACGUGCGAGAACACGCCCGGCGGGUUCACCUGCACGUGCACCGGGGGAUGGACGGGGAGCGGCGAGGGAUGCGUGGACGUGGACGAGUGCGAGAGCGGGCUGGCGUGCGGCGUGAACGCGGAGUGCCGCAACACGCCGGGAUCCUACCGAUGCGUCUGCCCGCCCGGAUUCACGGGCCUCCCGGACGUCUUCUGCAACAAUGUGGACGAGUGCUCGGCGGACACGGACGACUGCCCCGCGAACUCCCACUGCAAGGACACCGUCGGCAGCUACGCCUGCGUCUGCGACUCCGGAUUCGCCCUCCAACUCGCCAGGAGCGAGUCCAAGGCUCUCUGCGUCGACAUCGACGAAUGUGCGGUCUUGGACGAGCCGUGCGGCAGGAACGCGGUGUGUCAAAACGCCGUCCCGGGCUACACGUGCACGUGCAAACAAGGCUACGACCCAGCGCCCCGACCCGACAUCGCCUGUGAACAGAUCUCUGUGAGAACGAUCUGCGUGAGUAACUUCGACUGCGUGAACAACGCGGAGUGCACGGACGGAACGUGUCGUUGCCGAGGCGGCUUCCUCACCCAAGGAGCCACCUGCAUCGAUUUUCGGGAGUGGCGAGAUCGAAUUCGCAAGGAUGAAAUGUUUGACCCGAUCGCAUUUUCGCGCGCAGAUGUGAACGAAUGCGAGGAGGCGAACGUGUGCGGGGCCCACGCGCUGUGCGUGAACCAGCCGGGCUCGUACGCGUGCAAGUGCGAGACGGGAUACCUCGGAGAUCCGCCCACUCAUCCGUGCAAAGGCAAGUCUUUUCUCUUUCGCUUCUUUUCGCUCACUAACGCUCACGUAGAUGAGUGCCUGAGUCUGCAGCAUCCCUGUGGGAUCAAUGCGAAAUGCUUCAAUCUCCCCGGCGGCUUCUACUGUGAAUGCCCCAGCCCCCUCGUCGGGGACCCUACCGUCACUUGCAUGUCGCCAUGCGACGGAGUGGACUGCGGACCCCACGCCCAAUGCAAGCCUCAGGGACUGGAAGCCCUCUGCAUCUGCGACGACGGCUGGUCCUACGACCCCGCCAGGAUCGACGCCGGUUGCAUGGACAUCAACGAGUGCAACCCCCGGAUCGGCCCCUCGGGGAUGUGCGGCGAGAACGCCAUCUGCACGAACACGCUCGGAAGCUACUCCUGCCAGUGUCCCCCCGGAUUCUCGGGGAAUCCCUACACCCGCUGCCUGGACGUGAACGAGUGCACCCAGCCGGGAGCGUGCGGGAAGGGGGCCGUGUGCCAGAACUCGCUCGGGUCGUUCGAGUGCGCGUGUCCGGCGGGCACGGUGCCGGAGCCGGACCCGCACACGGCGUGCGUGGAUCACAUCUCGUGCAAGGGCGACGGGGAUUGCCCCGGGAACGCCAUCUGCGAUGCGACGAGGCAAUGCCUCUGCCCGACGCCCAACAUCGGCCAGGACUGUCGACAUCCGUGCGAGGACAUCUACUGCGGACCGAACGCGGAGUGCAUGCUCAUCAACGGACGACCGAGGUGCAUGUGCUCCAACGGGUACAGCGGGAGCACGAACGAGGUGGCCGGCUGCGUCGACGUCAACGAGUGCCUGGCGAAUCCCUGCGCCCCGAACGCGCUCUGUCGGAACGGGCCCGGGACCUUCUCGUGCGAGUGUCCGAACGGGUACGAGGGCGAUCCGUACAAGAAGGAGUGCCGGAAGGUGAAGGCGCCCGGCUGCUCGGGCGAGAAACCCUGCCCCAUCGGAGAGGAAUGCGUCGCGGAGGAAUUCACCGGGAACAACGUCUGCGUCUAUAUCAACGAAUGUCUGGAAUUCCGAGACAAGCCAGCUUGCGGGUUCAACGCCCUGUGCAAAAACCUUCCUGGCAGCUACGUCUGCGAAUGUCCUCCUGGCUACGUCGGCAAUCCCUUCGCUUCCUGUCAAGAAUGCAACAGCAUCGAGUGCUCGUGCCUGCCCCCGUCCAAAUUCAUCGACGGCUCGUGCGUGCUGACCAACUGCUCGACCCGGAACCCUUGUCCCGGCGGGGCGGAGUGCGUGCAGCUCACGGGGGGACUCACCUACUGCGCCUGUCCCAAGGGCUACCAGACUCUCCCGGAUGGAACCUGCCAAGACAUCAACGAGUGCCGAUUCAGCAACGGCCAACGAGUGUGCGGCUUCGGCGCGGACUGCGUGAACCUGCCCGGCAGCUACGAGUGCCUCUGCCCCCCGGGGUCCCGCGGGGACCCGUACCAGGGCGUGUGCUCCCUCGCGGCGCGGAUCGAGUGCCAGCGGGACACGGACUGCGGGGCGAACGAGCGCUGCGUCCAGCCGGGGGAGUGCAUCUGCCCGCCGCCGUUCUUCGUCGAUACCACCGACGGCAACAAGUGCAAGAGUCCCUGUGAACGAUUCCGCUGCGGCCUGAACGCGAAAUGCACCCCUUCGGACCCCCCUCGCUGCAUGUGCCGACCCGGCUUCACGGGCGACCCGCUGCGAGGCUGCGCGGACAUGAACGAGUGCGCGACGGAGAGCCCCUGCGCGAAGGGGGCGGUGUGCAUCAACGAGGUCGGCGGGUUCAAGUGCCAGUGCCCGCCGGGGACGACCGGAGACGCCAUCACCCACGGAUGCACCGGAAUGGCGACGAGCGCGUGCCAGCAGGACUCGGACUGCGGGCCGAACCUGGCCUGCAAGAGCGGGGACUGCGUGAAUCCGUGCUCGCUGCUCCCGUGCGGGGACAACGCCUACUGCACCGUGGAGGAUUCGGCGGCGUGGUGCAGGUGCCUGCCGGGAUUCAAGGAGGGGAGGAACGGGGCCUGCGCUUCCAUCUGCCACGACGUCCUGUGCGGCGACAACGCGGAGUGCAUCGUGACGCCGGACGGCCCGACCUGCGCGUGCCUCGAGGGCUACUCGGGCAACCCGUUCCCCGGCGGGGCGUGCGGCGCGGACGUGUGCGACGCCGGGAACCGCUGCCGCCCGCCCCUCAUGUGCAUCCAGGGACGGUGCAAGGAGCGGUGCUCCGGCGUCGUCUGCGGCGUCGGCGCCAAGUGCGACAAGAACACCAACAAGUGCAUCUGCCUGCCGUUCUUCAUCGGCAAUCCGGAUCUUCUCUGCGUCCCGCCCGUGCUCCCGCCCAUCUGCUCCCCGCCGUGCGGAGACAACGCCCACUGCGAAUACGGAUUCCCGAACAAGUGCGUGUGCAACGCCGGCACGUCCGGGAACCCGUACUCCAGCUGCGGGGCCCAGGAGCGGACGUGCGCGACCACCCAGUGCGGCAAGAACGCUCAGUGCAAGACCGACGUGAACGAGUGCAUGGGGAACGCCUGCGGCAUGAACGCCAUCUGCAUCAACACCAUCGGGAGCUACGACUGCCGGUGCCAGGCCGGAUUCACCGGGAAUCCGUUCAUGAUGUGCAUGCCGGUCGAGGACAUUCCCCGGGGGACUUGCGGCCCUGGCAAUCCGUGCCCUCAAGGAUUUGUGUGCGAGAAGAACUUGUGCGUGGAUCGCUGCUCCAAUAUCAUCUGCGGUCAGAAUGCGAUCUGCUCCGAUGGGAAAUGCGUUUGCCUGCCUGGAUUCUCUGGGAGCCCGGCCGAUCGAAAUUCUGGAUGUAGAGCUCACGAGUGCGACAACGACUUGGACUGCCCGAGUUCGCAGAUCUGCUUCUCGCAGCCGGUGGGAGCAAGGAAGUGCACGGACGCGUGUCGGAAGGUGCAGUGCGGUCCGAACGCGGUGUGCGUGGCCGAGAACCACCGGUCGGCGUGCAUCUGCCUCAACGGAUUCGCGGGCAACCCCAGCGACCUGAAGAUCGGUUGCACGCCGCUGCAGCGAAGCGAAUGCAGCGACGACGACGACUGCCCGGGGAACACGGUCUGCCAGGUGAACGCGCAGGGAUUCCCGGCGUGCGUGGAUCCGUGCCAGAAUCUCUUCUGCGGACAGAACGAGGUCUGUCUCCUGAGGGAGGCAGUGCCCGUGUGCGAGUGCAUCCCGACCUAUGCGCGCAACCCCGUCUCUGGAAAAUGCGAGAAACCAAGCAUCCCGGAAUGCUCCCGCGACGCCGACUGCCCCCUGCACGGCUCCUGCCGCCCCGACGGCCUCGGCGUGCUCAAAUGCAUCGACGUGUGCAGCUACGUGACCUGCCCCCAGUUCUCGCGCUGCGUCGCCCAGAACCACCGCGGCGUGUGCGGGUGCCUCCCAGGGUACGCGGGGAACCCCAACAGUCGCGAGGGGUGCGUCCCGCAGCCGCAGGACCAGUGCCAGUCGGACACACAGUGCCCGGAGACUCAGGUCUGCAGGGAGGAGAAUGCCAUCAGGAGAUGUCUACCGGUUUGUCAAUUCGUGCAAUGCGGUCCCGGAUCGGUCUGCGUGGCUAACAACCACGAAGGCCAAUGCCAAUGUCCACCGGGCAAAUACGCCGGCGACCCCAACGACCUCCGCUCCGGCUGCCAAGCCGUGAGCUGCAUCAUGAACUCGGACUGCCCGAAGGACCAGGCCUGCAACCGCCUGGAUUACGCUUGCUACGACGUGUGCCGGGACGCCUGCGGCUCCAACGCCAUCUGCGUGGCCGCGAACCACGCGCCGCAGUGCUCGUGCCGGCCCGGAUUCCGCCCGAACGUGUCGCCGGAGAUCGGAUGCUUGCCGUUGAACCCGUGCGACUCGGCUCCGUGCCAUUCGAGCGCGCAGUGCGUCGCCGCUCCGAACGGCUUCGCGUGCCAGUGUCCACAGGGUGCCAUCGGGGAUCCGUACGUCGGGGGAUGUCGACGAGGCGGAGACUACUGCACGACGAACGCGGACUGUCCACCGGAUUCCGCCUGCACGAAAGGCGUCUGCCGCAAUCCGUGCGAGGGCGAGCCGUGCGGACGCAACGCCGUCUGCUCCGUGAAGGACCGGAGCGCCCUCUGCACGUGCCGCUCUGGAUUCGGAGUGGUCGUGACCGGAGCGGGGCUCCAGCAUUGCAGGCGCAUCGUGUCGGGGUGCCAGGCCGACGGGGACUGCGGUGGGGACGUCUGCAUCCAAGGGAUGUGUCGAAUCGUUUGUGGCUCUGAUGGCGACUGCGCGCAAGGAGAGCGAUGCCUCAACAAGCUCUGCAUGUCGCCGUGCCUGGGUCACGCGCAGUGCCCCGAAAAGCAGGCGUGCUUGAGAGGCUUCUGCGCCGCGGGCUGCCGCAACAACGCGGACUGCGGCCGCGAACAGGCGUGCAUCAACAGCAAGUGCACCGACCCGUGCGGCCGCCCCGGCGCGUGCGGCCCCAACGCCCUCUGCCGCGUCAUCACCCACUCGGCCCAGUGCUACUGCCCGGACGGCUUCGAAGGGAGCCCGUACCCGCAGCAGGGCUGCGUCCGGACCCCGACCGACUGCUCCACCCCGGCUCAGUGCCCCCCUCGCUUCAUCUGCCAGGCCAACAAGUGCCGUCCUCCCUGCGCCUCCGCGUCCGAAUGCGCCGCGGGCGAACGCUGCGAGAACGGCAUGUGCCUCAAGGUCUGCUACACCGACAACAACUGCCUUCAAGGCGAGGUCUGCGUCGAGGGAAUGUGCCAGCCGGGCUGCCGGAGCGCCAGCGACUGCCGACAGAACGAGGUUUGCAUGAGCAACCAGUGCCGAUGCGGAACCGGCUUCGUCUACGGCCUCGUGGGCUGCGAAGACAUCGACGAAUGCACCAACAGUCCUUGUCACCCUUCUGCCAUCUGCGUCAACCUGCCUGGGACCUUCAAGUGCACCUGCCCUCAGGGCACCGUCGGGGAUCCCAACCAGGAAGGAUGCCACCCGCCCCACGAAUGCAAGUCUGACGACGACUGCCCCGAGUCCCUCUCCUGCCAGCUGAACGGCCAGGAGAUCCUGAAGUGCAUGAACCCCUGCACGCUGACGGCGUGCGGCCCCAACGCCGACUGCAUCGUCCAGAAGCACCUGGCCUUCUGCCAGUGUCGGCCGGGGCACAUGGGUAGCCCGGCCGACGUGAGCGUCGGCUGCUUCCGCGUCGAGUGCAUCUACAACGAGGACUGUCCGGCCGACAAGCUCUGCGACCGGCUCAGCAACCGCUGCAUCGACGUGUGCGCCCAAGUGGACUGCGGACGAGGGACGUGCCGAGCCGAGAACCACGGGCCGGUCUGCGUGUGCCAGGCCGGGUACUUCGUCCUCGGCGACGCGUGCGUCGACAUCGACGAGUGCAAAGAGAAUCCUUGCCAUCCGUCUGGGAUCUGCCAGAAUCUCCCCGGAAGCCACAAGUGCGUCUGCCCCGAGGGACUUGUGGGCGACCCCUACCUCGGGGGUUGCCUGCGACCGGGCGAGUGCCGCACCGAGGCCCAAUGCCCCCCGAACGCCAUCUGCGUCAACAACCGGUGCCAGAAUCCUUGCGAACAGCCGAAUGCGUGCGGCAGGGGUGCGCAGUGCACUGCCAUCAACAGACAAGCGGUGUGCCGAUGCCCGGUGCAGACGACGGGGAACCCCAGCAUCCAAUGCACGACGCUGGAAUGCAUCCAGAGCGACGACUGCGGGAACAACCAGGCGUGCGUGGAGAACCAGUGCGUGGACCCGUGCGGGAUCCCGGGCGUGUGCGGGCGCGACACGGAGUGCCGCGCUGGGAACCACCAGGCCGGGUGCACCUGCUCGCCCGGAUUCACGGGUGACCCGCUGCUCGGGUGCUCGCCGAUCAUCCAGUGCCUGGGCGACGGGCAGUGUCCGACCGGGGAAGUGUGCAGCAAUGGAGUUUGCACCUCGACGUGCACGAGUGCCAGAGACUGUCUUUCGGAUCAACUGUGCAUCGACGGCCGCUGUACGCCCCGCUGCCAGAACGACGCGGACUGCUCCACGUUCCAGACGUGCCAGAACGGGAUCUGCGUCGUGGUGAGUCGGUGCCGCUCGGACAACGACUGCGCGGGGCGUGAGGCGUGCCGGCAGAACGCGGUCGGGCAGGCGGAGUGCCAGGACGUGUGCGACGGCCUGGUGCUCUGCGGGCGUAACGCGGAGUGCGUGCCGAAGAACCACGCGCCGUCGUGCCAGUGCCGGGCCGGAUUCUUCGGGAAUCCGCAGGACGACAAGAUCGGAUGCGAGAGGAAGCAGUGCGACAAGAACGACGACUGUCGGCAGAGCAGCGACGUCUGCCACGAGUUCAAAUGCAAAGCCGCAUGCCGAGUGCAGAACCCCUGCGGAGAAGGAGCCCAGUGCGUGUCGGAGAACCACGACGCGGCGUGCCGCUGCCCCGAGGGCUUCACGGGGGACGCGCGCGUCCGGUGCAGGCAGAUCGACUACUGCGCGGCCGAGCCGUGCGGCCUGGGCGCGGAGUGCCAGAACGCGAGGCGUGGCACGUACAUCUGCAGAUGCCCCGAGGGGACCGUCGGAGACCCGUACGCCGAAGGAUGCGAGGAGCCGGUCGCCUGCCGCAAGGACGGCGACUGCCCCCUCACGGCCAGGUGCAUCAUGGUCAGGAAUCGACCCAAGUGCCAGGAUGUAUGCGAGGGCGUGCGAUGCGGACCGAAUUCCCUGUGCAAGCCGGUGAACCACGCCGCGACGUGCACCUGUAUCGACGGGUACACGGGCAGCGGUGACGACCUCAACAUCGGAUGCACUCCGAUUCAAGUGCGAUGCAAUUCGAACCAAGACUGUUCAUCUGGGACCAUCUGCGACGGCGGAUACUGCCGACCUCCUUGCGGAUCGGACGACGAGUGCAGCGCCUCGGAGGCGUGCGUGCGGGGUCAGUGCACGAACCUGUGCGACACGGACUCGGCGUGCGGCCUCAACGCCCUCUGCGAGAUGCGAGGUCACGGGAAGCACUGCACGUGCCCCGUGGGAUUCGAGGGCGAGCCGGCCGUGGAAUGCAUCAGGACGCCGACGCCGUGUCAGUCGCAGGAGCAGUGUCCGUUCGGGUCGACGUGUCAGUACGGCGUGUGCAUGCCUGGGUGCCAGGGCGACAACGAGUGUGCGCUCAACGAGAAGUGCGUCAAUGGCAACUGCAUACUGACGUGUCGAGUGGACAACGACUGUUUCCUCGGGCACAUCUGUCUCAACAACAUGUGUCUGAUCGGCUGCCGAGCGAACGAGGACUGCGGGUCGUCGGAGGCGUGCCUCAACAACCGGUGCGUGAACCCCUGCGACGCGGGGGCGGCGUGCGGACCCAACGCCCUCUGCUCCGUCGUCGGUCACCGGGCUCAGUGUUCCUGUCCCGAGCGGUUCAUCCCGAAUCCCACGCCGAACGUGGCGUGCGUGAGGGAGCCGACGCCGUGCGUGACGAAUAACGACUGUCCGGCUGGGGUCGUCUGCACCGGAUCCGUCUGCAGGCCGAUCUGUUCGAGCGUGCAGAACUGUCUGGCGAACGAGAAAUGCGACGAGGGCGUGUGCAAGCCGAUCUGCCGUCGGGACGGCGACUGCCGCAACGGGGAGAUCUGUCAGGGUCUCCUGUGCGUGGUCGGCUGCCGUGCCGACAACGAGUGCCCGUCGCAUCAGGCCUGCAUCAACAACAAGUGCAUCGAUCCGUGCGACUCGUCGACGGCGUGCGGUACGAACGCGGCGUGCAGCGUGCGAGACCACCAAGUGUCGUGCGUGUGCCCGCCACCGUUGCAAGGGGAUCCCAUGCUCUCGUGUCGCCAACCGCCGAGGGGAUGCAAGGCCGACGGGGAUUGUCCCGACGAUCAGACCUGCGUCCAGGGACUCUGUCGACCGAAGUGCUCGAGCGACCAGAGCUGUUUGGACAACGAACGAUGCGUCGGGGGCGUGUGCAAGUCCAUCUGCAACUCCGACGACCAGUGCGAGGAAGGGGAGAUCUGCGACGGGAGGCUGUGCAGGACGGGAUGCCGCAGCGAUGCUCAGUGCGAGCUCCAGAAGGCUUGCAUCGAUCGGGUCUGCAGGAAUCCGUGCGAGAGCGCAGCAGCGUGCGGCGAAUGCGCCCUGUGCCAGGUGGCGAACCACUCGCCGCAGUGCACGUGCCCGGCGGAGAUGGUCGGGAACCCAUCGGUGCUGUGUCAACGGCCGCCGAAGGCGUGCACGGGCGACCGCGGCUGCGGCCGGGGCGGCGUGUGCCGCGAUGGCUUCUGCACCAACGCCUGCCGCGGCGACGACGGCUGCUCGUGCGGGGAGACGUGCGUCCAGAACGUGUGCCACAAGAAGUGCAGCAACACCAACGACUGUUCGAGGAGCCACCUGUGCCGCGACGGGAUCUGCGUCUCGGGCUGCCGCUCGGACAACGACUGCCCGAACGACCAAGCCUGCGCGAAGAGCAAGUGCACGAACCCGUGCGCCGAGCGAAAGCCGUGCGGGAAGGGAGCCCAGUGCCUCGCCUCCGACCACCAGGCGGUCUGCCUCUGCCCCAACGGCUUCGUGGGGGAUCCGUUCGCGCUGUGCGAGAAGGUGGAAUGCUUGGAGGAUCGCAACUGCGAGGAUAGCAAGUACUGCAGGGAGGGGUCGUGCGUGAACCCGUGCCUCCAGGAGGGGGCGUGCGGGCUCAACGCGCAGUGCAGGGUGGACGAUCGGAGGGCCGUCUGUCAGUGCCCGCCGGGAUUCGCCGGCAAUCCGAGGGUCGAAUGUCAACGAGACGUGAACGAGUGCCUGGGCAACCCCUGCGGCACGAACGCCAUCUGCACCGACACCCCCAACAGCUUCACCUGCGAGUGCGAGCCCGGCUGCCAAGGCGACCCGUACUCCGGCUGCAUCUGCCAAGGACCGCAGAUCGACCCUUGCAGGACGGUGUAUUGCGGGGUGAACGCGCGAUGCCAGGUGGUGGACGGAGGGCCGAAAUGCUACUGUCCGCCCAGUCACCCGCUGGGAGAUCCUAACCGGGAAUGCAAAGUGGAGCGAAUCGAUCUGGACUGCAGACAGAGCGGAUGCGGCGUCGGAGCCCAAUGCGUCCGGUCGGGAGAGAACUACAUGUGCCGGUGCCCCGGAGGCACGACCGGAGACCCGCUCGAAAAGUGCGACUCGCCGGGUGAGUUACCGUUCCCUCGUCCACGACGGUUGCCCGCCGGCGACCGACUUCGAUCGGGGCCCGAGCGGUCGAGAAAACGCGACGCGGCCGCUCGGGUCCCGGACGCGUCAGGACGAAAGAGACGAUCACAUAGCUGA
Darwinula stevensoni is the source of this 11424-nucleotide messenger RNA. NCBI's taxonomy places the organism in Eukaryota, Metazoa, Arthropoda, Ostracoda, Podocopida, Darwinulidae. The record is from the annotation of a GenBank genome assembly.